UCUAGACAAUCAGUCGCAUCCACCCACAACAAUAACCUUACGACGUCUUCCUCCACCUCCUUUUCUCGAAGUCCUCCACACACAGCACGAUCCCAGAACAAUGGCAGAAUCCAUCUCCACGCCGCGCAUAACCUCGCAAUACCUCGACUCCUUCACCAAUCGCACCAUCCGCAUCGUCGGCAAAGUAACACAGCUGCGCGGCGAGCAAGCUACGAUCGAUAGCGAUGGCCCAGUAACAGCACAUCUGAAUCGCGAUGCGCAUCUGACGGUUGGACAUGCGGUGGAAAUCGUGGGCAAGGUGAAUCAGGAUUUGAGUGUUAAGGUGUUGAUGGCUGUUGACAUGGGGAGGGAGUUUGACUUCGGUGUCUAUAAAGCCGUAGUUGAUGCUACUCACCGGUAUAAGGAGAUUUUCUACUCCACAUAGGGAACAGGACUUUGGACGGACGGCAGGGUUGGAAGUUCACGAUUACGGUUACUUGGUUGAGAUGUUACCAAUAAGGAAUGGCAUGAUAUGAUAUGUUAUGACUGAUAGGACGGGCGGAGGAAAGGUGGAUGGAUUGAUGAUAUCAACGACAACAUGGGACGGAACAACAUGAACUACGGUGAACCAUGCGGGUGGGCAGUGGAGGCCGCGUCCUGAGGAAAGACUUCGAGGGGUGAGACGAGUAUUAAUUGGUAAAACAGCUAUGAGUUUAAUUCAAAGUAAC
Molecule: messenger RNA, 707 nt
Organism: Cadophora gregata
Lineage: Eukaryota; Fungi; Ascomycota; Leotiomycetes; Helotiales; Ploettnerulaceae
Exons: 2
Coding region: 101-424 (107 amino acids)
Biological process (GO): DNA replication; base-excision repair; nucleotide-excision repair
Cellular component (GO): nucleus; site of double-strand break; DNA replication factor A complex
Molecular function (GO): single-stranded DNA binding; damaged DNA binding
Source: RefSeq, a predicted model, not a curated record